AUGGCCGAGGCAGAAGCAGUGCAGCUGAAGGAGGAGGGCAACCGGCAUUUCCAGCGCCAGGACUACAAGGCCGCAGCAAAGAGCUAUAGCCAAGCCCUGAAGCUGACCAAGGAUAAGGCCCUCCUGGCCACGCUCUAUCGGAACCGGGCAGCCUGUGGCCUGAAAACGGAGAGCUAUGUUCAGGCGGCUUCAGAUGCCUCGAGAGCCAUCGACAUCAACUCCUCGGACAUCAAGGCUCUCUAUCGGCGAUGCCAGGCACUGGAGCACCUGGGGAAGUUGGCCCAGGCCUUCAAGGAUGUGCAAUGCUGUGCCACCCUGGAGCCACGGAACCAGAACUUCCAGGAGACACUGAGGAGGCUCAACACCAGCAUCCAGGAGAAGCUCCGUGUGCAGUUCUCCACAGACUCGAGGGUACAGAAGAUGUUUGAGAUUCUCCUGGAUGGAAACAGUGAAGCUGAUAAGCUGGAGAAGGCAGCCAACAACCUCAUUGUUCUCAGCCGUGAGGAAGCAGGGGCCGAGAGGAUCUUCCAGAACAACGGUGUGGCCCUGUUGCUGCAGCUUUUGGACACUAAGAGGCCUGAGCUGAUGUUGGCUGCAGUACGGACCCUGUCGGGCAUGUGUAGUGGCCACCGAGCUAGGGCCACAGCGAUUCUCCACGCGGUCCGGAUAGACCGAAUCUGCAGCCUCAUGGCUGUGGAGAAUGAAGAGCUGCCUCUGACCGUCUGCAACCUGCUCCAGGCCAUCAUCGACGCUCUGUCUGGGGAGGACAAGCGAGAGCAUCGAGGGAAGGAAGAGGCCCUGGUUCUGGACGCCAAGAAGGACAUGAAGCAGAUCACCAGCCACCUGCUUGACAUGCUGGUCAGUAAGAAGGUGUCUGGCCAGGGCAGGGAUCAGGCCCUGAACCUGCUCAAUAAGAACGUCCCCAGGAAGGAUCUCGCCAUUCACGACAACUCACGCACCAUCUAUGUGGUGGAUAACGGCCUGAGGAAGAUCCUGAAGGUAGUGGGGCAGGUUCCAGAUCUGCCGUCCUGCUUGCCCCUGACUGACAACACCCGAAUGCUGGCCUCUAUCCUCAUCAACAAGCUCUAUGACGACCUGCGCUGUGACCCGGAGCGUGAUCACUUCCGCAAGAUCUGCGAGGAGUACAUCACGGGCAAGUUUGACCCCCAGGACAUGGACAAGAAUGUGAUUGCCAUCCAGACGGUGUCAGGGAUCCUGCAGGGCCCCUUUGACCUGGGCAAUCAGCUGCUGGGACUGAAAGGAGUUAUGGAGAUGAUGGUGGCUCUGUGCGGCUCAGAGCGUGAAGCGGACCAGCUGGUGGCUGUGGAGGCCCUCAUCCAUGCCUCCACCAAGCUCAGCCGUGCCACAUUCAUCAUCACCAACGGCGUGUCACUGCUCAAAGAGAUCUACAAGACCACCAAAAACGAGAAGAUCAAGAUCCGCACACUGGUGGGACUCUGUAAACUUGGCUCUGCGGGCGGCACAGACUAUGGUCUCAGGCAGUUUGCAGAAGGGUCGACAGAGAAGCUGGCCAAACAGUGCCGCAAGUGGCUGUGCAACACGUCCACAGACACCCGGACCCGGCGAUGGGCAGUGGAGGGCCUGGCAUACCUCACGCUGGACGCCGACGUGAAGGAUGACUUUGUUCAGGACAUCCCUGCCCUGCAGGCCGUGUUGGAGCUGGCCAAGACCCCUGACAAGACCGUCCUGUACUCGGUGGCCACCACCCUGGUGAACUGUACCAACAGCUACGACGUCAAUGAGGUCAUCCCUGAGCUGGUGCAGCUGGCCAAGUUCUCCAAGCAGCACGUGCCCGAGGAGCACCCCAAGGACAAGAAGGACUUUGUGGACAUGCGGGUGAAGCGGCUUCUGAAUGCCGGCGUCAUCUCAGUGCUGGCCUGCAUGGUGAAAGCAGACAAUGCCAUCCUCACUGACCAGACCAAAGAGUUGCUGGCCAGGGUAUUCCUGGCACUGUGUGACAACCCAAAGGACCGAGGUACCAUUGUGGCUCAAGGUGGUGGCAAGGCCCUGAUUCCCCUGGCUUUGGAGGGCACAGACGUGGGCAAGGUGAAGGCAGCCCAUGCUCUAGCGAAGAUCGCGGCAGUCUCCAAUCCGGAUAUCGCCUUCCCUGGGGAGCGGGUGUACGAGGUAGUGCGGCCCCUUGUGAGUCUCCUCAACACACAGAGGGAUGGGCUCCAGAACUAUGAGGCUCUCCUAGGCCUCACCAACCUGUCUGAGCGGAGUGACAAACUCCGGCAGAAGAUCUUUAAGGAGAAGGCCUUGCCAGAUAUUGAGAACUACAUGUUUGAGAACCAUGACCAGCUGCGGCAGGCAGCCACAGAGUGCAUGUGCAACAUGGUGGUGAACAAGGAGGUACAGGAGAGGUUCCUGGCUGAUGGGAAUGACCGGCUGAAGCUGGUGGUGCUGCUCUGCGGGGAGGAUGAUGACAAGGUGCAGAAUGCGGCUGCGGGGGCCCUGGCCAUGCUGACAGCAGCACAUAAGAAACUGUGCUUCAAGAUGACUCAAGUGACGACUCAGUGGUUGGAGAUACUACAGCGGCUUUGCUUGCAUGACCGGCUGUCAGUUCAACACCGGGGCCUGGUCAUUGCCUACAACCUGCUGGCGGCUGAUGCUGAGCUGGCCAAGAAGCUGGUGGAGAGUGAGUUGCUGGAGAUCCUGACUGUGGUGGGCAAACAAGAGCCAGAUGAGAAGAGGGCAGCAGUGGUUCAGACAGCUCGGGAAUGUCUCAUCAAAUGCAUGGAUUAUGGCUUCAUUAAACCAGUGUCUUAGACAGGGCCCAGAGGG
Messenger RNA from Lipotes vexillifer (Yangtze River dolphin), 2805 nucleotides. It is a transcript of the gene UNC45B, whose product is annotated as unc-45 myosin chaperone B. The record is from RefSeq and is a predicted model, not a curated record. Gene Ontology annotation, molecular function: Hsp90 protein binding. The transcript is spliced from 19 exons. Gene Ontology annotation, cellular component: cytoplasm. The coding region runs from base 1 to 2790 and encodes 929 amino acids. Lineage: Eukaryota; Metazoa; Chordata; Mammalia; Artiodactyla; Lipotidae.